AUGACUUUUAAUACACGUUUAACUACCCCAGGUGGGUUAAAUCCCACCCAUGGCGAUGCCAUGGCUAAGCCCCACCGUACUCUGGGGGGGGGGGGCCAAACUCAUGAGAAAGAGAAGGAGGAGAGAGGAGUAGGAUGUGGAGAUGUGAAGGAGAAUGCAAGGGACGAGAGCGAGAUGUCCAACCGGAGUACGCCUGUCCCUCUCAAAGAGUGUAGAGUAGUCUUGGUGCGAACUCCACUACCCUCAUCGAGUCCAAAUAACAUCAUAGUAGACCGAGAAGUUGAGGCUAUUACCGAUAUCGAAACAAAUAUUGGACGACAAAUGAUGGAGGCCAGUCUGGAGACGAGUUGUGAGAUGCUCAGCGCUGACGCAUCGUAUGCCUCCAUCAACUCACCACAUGUACAAGGACGACCGGCGCGAUUCUUUCGUCGGAAAAGAAGGAAGGUAGAAUGUAGUUCUAGCGACACUGGAACCCCUCACUCGACGAGAAAGUCCCGGGCUGCCUUAACUAAACUGCAACGAGUAGAACGGGAGAAGAGGACUGAAGCGGAAUUGCUAGAGGCGACUCCCAGUCCCCCAACAAGAAUAAGUAGUACAGCGCAAACGGAACGGCUCGCUGACCCAAAGGUGAGGAUUGAGGCCAGCCUCGCCGCCGUGGAUAAAGUCGCCCGAAAUUCGAGCAACCUAAAGGGCACCUUUGUGUCAGCGCUUAAACAGGCGGUAACCUCAAUCCGCAGAGACGCCGAAGAGCUAGCUGACCGUACAGUCAGCGAGGAGACGAGGGCGCUCCGAAACGAAAAUGAGAGGCUUCGUGGACAGGUGGAAGCACUUCAAAAGGAAAUGGCUGAGUUGAGAACCCUGAUCCAAGAGUGUUCCAGGAAACCGGUGCAUAAAGAGCAACCACGGAAAUCCUCACCAUCUCCGCAGCUACCACAACUUUUGGCCGAGCUAGAAGGUCGUUUAAUGAGACAAAUGGGCGAAUGUCUUAGUGCGAGACUCGCCAACCUGGAGCCUCGCCUAAAUGCGGAACCAAAAAUUCGACCACCAUUAGCAGCGGAUCCGAUUACAACUGGGGACUCUACGCCGAAGAGCAUAGGAGGAGACUCGCUAGAGCAGAAGCGGAAGACUUGA
Messenger RNA from Pieris macdunnoughi, 1131 nucleotides. NCBI's taxonomy places the organism in Eukaryota, Metazoa, Arthropoda, Insecta, Lepidoptera, Pieridae. The record is from the annotation of a GenBank genome assembly.